AUGACUUGCAGACAUGACUGGUUGUAUAAUGUCACUGAGCCAACUGUGAAAAAUGUUACUGUUGCAAACAGAGACCCAUUAACUGUAAAAGGAGUUGAAUGUGUGGACAUUCACAUAAAUCAGAAAGAUAAAAUACAAGUUAAAAAUGUACUGUUUGUUCCUGGUUCAGCUGCCAAUCUCCUUUCAGUCAGCACAAUCAUGAAGAAUGGGCAUAAUGUAAUAUUUUAUGACAAGGGAUGUGACAUUCAGAAUGCUAAAGGAGAGGUUAUCUGUAAUGCAGUAUUAAAAAAUAACCUAUACGUUAUGAACAUAAGUGGAGAAGAGGUUCAUCUGACUUCAAGUGCUGUGAAUUCUAAUGACACUUAUCUGUGGCAUCUGCAAAUGAGACACUUGAAUUUUUCAGAUAUUAAGAAACUGCCAAAUUGUGUCUUUGACUUCAGACAAAGUUGCAGACAUGGAGGGCCGGUCAGCCAGUAAUAGCACUGCUCCUACCAGUACUGGGAUGUCAUCUGA
Molecule: messenger RNA, 513 nt
Organism: Diorhabda carinulata
Lineage: Eukaryota; Metazoa; Arthropoda; Insecta; Coleoptera; Chrysomelidae
Exons: 2
Coding region: 1-477 (158 amino acids)
Source: RefSeq, a predicted model, not a curated record